ACUCGUUAUAUCAGUAUGGGAUAUUAGUCCAGAUAAACUGCUUGACACCAAUUGAGUCUACCAUUGUUUCCUGGUGAUUUGUAAUUAAAUUCAUAGUUGCUAAUAAAAAAAAGUGAUAAAAAUGGAAUUAUCAUUACUGAUGCUAACUUUGGCAUUUUCAUCAGCCCUGGGACUUAAUUUGGAUAAGAAGGCUCUCGAUGAACUGUCUGCGGAGGAUCAGACUCUGGUUCACAAUGAAGUAAAUAAUUUUUUGGAUGCAACAGGAAAACAAAUUGCCGGUGCUUUGAAAUUAAAAAAUGUUGGUGGGGAGAGUACAGUAGAUCGAAAUAUACACAAAAUUAAAACGAGACCAGUUGUGGCAGCAGUUCCUCAUUGCCAAACUCAACAAUGGCCAAUAAAAAAUCCUGCUUAUUGCGCCUUAAUCAACUGGAUGAAGUGGGCGAUUCAAACAAUAAAACUUGUGUACGAAAAAGGCUUGGAUAUUCUCAGAAUUCACACUUUUUUAAAUUUAUAAUUGCGGCUGGAUGAAAAAAUUAUUUUUAAGAAGAAAAAUGGUUUAUUUGAUUAAUUUGAAUAAUAAUAUAUUUUAUUUCUUC
This is a messenger RNA of Belonocnema kinseyi, 596 nucleotides long. RefSeq lists its product as uncharacterized. The transcript is spliced from 2 exons. The record is from RefSeq and is a predicted model, not a curated record. Lineage: Eukaryota; Metazoa; Arthropoda; Insecta; Hymenoptera; Cynipidae. The coding region runs from base 122 to 514 and encodes 130 amino acids.